Messenger RNA from Heterocephalus glaber (naked mole-rat), 5300 nucleotides. RefSeq names its product G protein-coupled receptor 176 (gene Gpr176). Gene Ontology annotation, biological process: G protein-coupled receptor signaling pathway. Gene Ontology annotation, molecular function: G protein-coupled receptor activity. The record is from RefSeq and is a predicted model, not a curated record. Gene Ontology annotation, cellular component: plasma membrane. Lineage: Eukaryota; Metazoa; Chordata; Mammalia; Rodentia; Bathyergidae.
GGCACGCGCCAGGAGCCGGGCAACCGCGGGGUCUGUAUUACAGCCCCGCAAGAGGCGUCCUCCACAGUCUCUGCGAGGUCACCAAGCUCUGUCCCAGCAGCGGAGGGGCCAGGAGGGAGGCCAGGAAAGGGGCUGCCGGCAGUGCAGAGGCAAAGCGGCCCAGAAGGGCUGCAGAAGGCGUCUUUGCGGGCGGGGGUCCGAGCCCUCCGCGAGGGGCGCCUUGCCGGACAGCUCCCCGCCCGAGGCGGGGCUGCGGAGAUUCGGGCGUCCCGGGUCGUGGGCGCCGACUGGGUCUUGAGGUCCCCUCUGAGCUCUGACCACGCGGCUUGGGCAUCUUGUGGGUUUCACAUCGCCCUCCAGCCUCGAAGCCAGCAGGACUGACAAAUAGCUUCAGCCACACUGUCCUUCCCAGCUAGAGGCGCCCGAGCCCGUCCGCCCCCGGGGACCAGUUAGAGGCCAAGGUUGGGGGGAGGAGGGCGCGCCUCGGACCGCCGCACGCCCUCUUCCUUGUGUCCCUGCCUGCGGGUGGGCUCGGCCGCGCAGACCCCGGGGAGGGCUUCCCCCCGCGCCCCUCCAUGGGGCGGCUGACUGGGGCUCGAGAGGGGACGGGCAUGGGGCGCGGCCUCCCCUCCCUCGCACCCCGCCUCCCCGGCGGCGGGGCCGGCGAUGUGGAGACGUGAAGGAACCCGCCGGCCGCCCCGGCUCUCCAGGGCUCCGCCAGUGCCCGCACGUCCCUCUGCUCCAGGGGCGGGCGGCGAGCGGAGCCAGAGCCCCAGCUUCACCAUGGGGCACAACGGGAGCUGGUUCUCCGCGAACGCCAGCGAGCCGCGCAACACGUCGGGCGCCGCGGCGGUGGGCGCGAACCGCAGCGCGCUCGGGGAGCUGGGCGGCGAGGUGCAGCUGUACCGGCAGUUCACCACCACCGUGCAGAUUGUCAUCUUCAUCGGCUCGCUGCUCGGAAACUUCAUGGUGUUAUGGUCAACUUGCCGCACAACCGUGUUCAAAUCUGUCACCAACAGGUUCAUUAAAAACCUGGCCUGCUCGGGGAUUUUUGCCAGCCUGGUCUGUGUGCCCUUUGACAUCAUCCUCAGCACCAGUCCGCACUGUUGCUGGUGGAUCUACACCAUGCUCUUCUGCAAAGUCGUCAAGUUUCUGCACAAAGUCUUCUGCUCUGUGACUAUCCUCAGCUUUCCCGCCAUUGCUUUGGACAGGUACUACUCAGUCCUCUAUCCACUGGAGAGAAAAAUAUCUGAUGCCAAGUCCCGGGAACUGGUGGUGUACAUCUGGGCCCAUGCAGUGGUGGCCAGUGUCCCUGUGUUUGCAGUGACGAAUGUAGCUGACAUCUAUGCCAUGUCCACCUGCACGGAAGUCUGGAGCAACUCCUUGGGCCACCUGGUGUACGUCCUGGUCUAUAACAUCACCACAGUCAUCAUGCCUGUGGCUGUGGUGUUUCUCUUCCUGAUCCUGAUCCGACGGGCCCUGAGUGCCAGCCAGAAGAAGAAGGUCAUCAUUGCAGCCCUCCGGACCCCGCAGAACACAAUCUCUAUCCCUUAUGCCUCCCAGCGGGAGGCAGAGCUGCACGCCACCCUGCUCUCAAUGGUGAUGGUCUUCAUCCUGUGUAGCGUGCCCUAUGCCACCCUAGUUGUCUACCAGACUGUACUCAAUGUCCCCGACACCUCUGUCUUCUUGCUGCUCACUGCCAUUUGGCUGCCCAAGGUCUCUCUGUUGGCAAACCCUGUGCUCUUUCUUACUGUGAAUAAAUCCGUCCGCAAGUGUUUGAUAGGGACUCUGGUGCAGCUGCACCAUCGGUACAGUCGGCGUAACGUGGUUAGCACAGGGAGUACAAUGGCUGAUACCAGCCUGGAACCCAGCAUGCGCUCAGGCAGCCAGCUCCUGGAGAUGUUCCACAUUGGGCAGGAGCAUAUCUUUAAGCCCACAGAGGAUGAGGAAGAAAAUGAAGCCAAGUACCUUGGGUCUACUGACUUCCAGACCAAGGAGGUAGUUACCACCUGCCUGGAGGGAGAGCAGGUGGCACCUCAUGUACCACCCCCAGGCACAGUGGACUCUAUAUCCCAGGUGGCACCAGCAGGCCCUGUAGAGCCUGACACAUUCCCUGACAAGUAUUCUCUGCAAUUUGGCUUUGGGCCUUUCGAGUUGCCCCCUCAGUGGCUGUCAGAGACCCGAAACAGCAAGAAGAGGCUGCUUCCGCCCUUGGGCAAUACCCCAGAAGAACUGAUCCAGACAAAGGUGCCCAAGGGCAAGGUGGAGCGGAAGAUGAGCAGAAACAAUAAAGUGAGCAUUUUCCCAAAGGUGGAUUCCUAGCAAGGACUGUAAAUUUCUGAAGCAACAGGGAGCUUCUGUAUCCCUGCCCUCCUUCACUGUGGCCAUAUGAGCUGUGUGAUCUCAUUGCAACCCACUGUAGGCUGAUUCUUCCUAUAGGAAACACAUGCUUUUGAAUGAAAGGGAAGUCUAUGUAAAAUCAAACGUGCUCAUUAUUGAGUGAGCAUCUAUAUUUAUCUCAAUGAUCCUGUGCUUAGUUAAGUCUACGUUCUUCUCUGUGGGAUGAAAACAGGGCACCUUGGAACAGGUCUUGGGAUAGGUGCUCUGUGUGCAUUUUCUGGGGAUUCCUCGGUUUGCCUGGGGUCAGCAGAGAGCACACAGAGAGAAGACAUCCAUGAGUUCUGAGGGAGCAGAGAUCCUCUAAGGCAGGGGUGUCCAACUGGGACCAGUGCGUGGCCUGUUAGGAACUAGGGUGCACAGCAGGAGCUGAGCAAAGCUUCAUCUGUGUUUACAGCUGGUCUCCACCAUGGGCAUUACCACCUGGGCUCUGCCCCCUGGAGUAUGAACCCUAUUGUGAAUUGCGUGUGCAGGGGACCUUGGUUGUGCACUCUAAAUUAUCCCAUACCAUACCUCUCCCACUCCUGUCUGUGGAAAAAGUGUCUCCCACAAAACAGGACCCAAAAGGUCAGGGGCCACUGCUGUAAGGGAAGUCCAAGAUAAUUAUGGAGUGGAGUGGCCAAAAAGAUGCCUAUUUGGGGGCUGGGGAUUUAGCUCAGUGCUUCUGCCACCUGCCUCGCAAGCACAAGGACCUGAGUUCGAUCCCGGUACCAAAACAAAACAAAACAAAAAGAUGCCUGUUUGGGUAACAACUAUAAGAAAUAAGAGAACCUUUUAUAUUGAGGAGAUGGGGUAAUAGCAUCAGACAGCAUUUCUGGAAACCCCAAUCUUUAUGACUUAUAUUCCCCUUCAUUCCUUUGACUGGAAUACGAGUAAGGAAUGGCUGUCUCACCCCUGUGUGACAGACAUGGCAAUGGAUGUGCCCAGGGGUAAGGGAGACGUGUCCUUGACUAUCUUGACAUUCUCUUGACCUCCCCGACGGCCCAGGAAGAGCAUUUUGACCUCUAGUCAUAGUGUCAGGCGGGAGACACUGCAGGCACUUCACUGUGGUCUGUUCCUUAAAGUGUGCUUUUUAAACAAACGAAAAGUUUAAAGGUGGGGAACAGAGUCUUAGAAAUGCUCAUGGCACUGUGCUCUUCUCCACCUGAUCUCCCAUGAAAGGUGCUAUGUAACAAUCUGUAUGAGUAAAAUAUAUUGGAAACACUGUCUUAUGCAAAUUUUUAGAAUUAUAAGGUGGUUAGAAAUGCAAAGGUAGCAUGAGCUGGGUCCAUUGGAAACAUCAAGCUAAAUUACCUGAUUAGGAAAGGUGAUUCUGUCUAAAAGACUGGCAAAAGUCUGAGAGAAUGGCCAGGUGCCCUGAUCUCAUUUUUAGUAUGUGGUACAACUUUGGUUUUCAUAGGCAGAGAUGGACAGAACAAGGAGACAAAAUCAUUGUAAACUGCUGAGGCAACACCCAGGCCAGGUGAGCUCUUCACUUCCUUCUUCCCAAGGAAGUUUUGGUAGGAACCAGAGUAUGGAGUAUGGAGGAGGGAGACCAGUGUCCUCUGCUCACUGGUCCCAGGGGGUGUCUCCCGCACAUGUAGUUCGAGUAUAGUAUGCUCUGGAGUUGAUCUCACGAGGCUGAAUUCAAACCUGGCACUUCAUUCUUAAUGAAGGUAAAUAAAAUGUCAGCCUCUUCUUUUCUCUGGGUCAGUGAUGGCGAACCUUUAGAGCUUUUAAUGAUAACAAACAGCCGGUUGCAGCACAAGGGCCACAGGUUUGCUGUCACUGCUCUAGGGUGUUUUGUUCUUUUUAAUGGUACUUGGAGGAGUCCAUCAGCCCCUUGAGCAAGGUUGAAAGGAAGUGGGUGUCCUUAUAGGCAGAUUCCCACAUGCCAAAGGUAGUCAUCCUAGCACAUCCCCUCUGUUAGCCACAUUGUCCCUUGUCCUUUGGAGGAAGUUCAGCCCAUAUGUGGGGAGUUUCCUUUUCCUUCUCUUGGGUGUGAUGUCUUGUGACUCCUGAAUGUGAGCCCAAAGACCCUAUCCCUGGAGAGGGAGUGCCUUCUUCUCUGUGUUUGUUGCUUCACAGUGUUGUUUGCUCACAGCAGAAGCAGGGGACUGGCAUCUCUCUUGAGGCCUGGACCCUGUGUGCAUGCCACCCAUUGCUCCUGGCCCCUGUAGUUCAUGCUGUGGCCUUUCAACCUUAUCUUUCAAAGCUUUCAUAAAUGUUACAACUUUUAUCAAGGAGAAAAACAACCAGAAAAUUCUAUCCAGCCUGUCAAAUGUAGCCAUUUUGGUGUUGUCCUGACUAUAUAUACAUACAUAUAUAGGUAUGUGUAUGUAGUCAUAUAUAUGUAUGUAUGUAUGUAUAACUAAAUAAAUUCCAAUAGAGCAGAAUUUGGUUGGGUAUAUUUCUUAUGUAUGUUUGAAGCAGACAGUUGACUUCUAAAAGGUUAUUGCUAGGUGUAUUUCUAUACUAUUUGAAGAAUAACAUUUUAAUAAAAAUGUAAAAGCAGUUCAAAAGUUGCAUGAGUUAUGUUUUCUCCCUCUCAAGUGAUAUGGAAUCUGAACCUCUCUCUCUCUUCCUUCAUAGUCUCAGUGAAAAAUAUUCAGUUUUCUCCCAUAAAUGCAGAUGCAGUGUUGUAGUAGCAUUUUCCUGGGUUGUUGCAAAAGGAAGAAAACUGACUCCCAAAGGAGAAGAUGCAGGUUUUGAGUAAAUGUCAUUAAGAUGGGCCAUACCUUGAGUUGGUGGAUGGACUACCCAAACCUCGAGAUGGAGCUGCACAGGGCAGAGUGGUGGGAGGCCCUCACGUCACUCAGGUGGGAGGGUCAACAGGACAGCAGUGAGAGGUCUGGCCUCCUGUUUAAGUCAGGAAAAAUCUAAAAAUCCUGUUAAAAUCCUGACUCCACCACUAACUGGCUUUG